Messenger RNA from Jaculus jaculus (lesser Egyptian jerboa), 5464 nucleotides. RefSeq names its product GIT ArfGAP 2 (gene Git2). Gene Ontology annotation, molecular function: protein binding; GTPase activator activity. The transcript is spliced from 21 exons. Lineage: Eukaryota; Metazoa; Chordata; Mammalia; Rodentia; Dipodidae. The record is from RefSeq and is a predicted model, not a curated record. Bases 93 to 2378 code for a protein of 761 amino acids. Gene Ontology annotation, biological process: brain development; regulation of ARF protein signal transduction.
UGCCGCGGGGACCCGUUAGAGCGGAAGCGCCGCCGCCGCCGCUGCCGCCGCCUGAGCUGUUCCGAGGCUCCCGGCAGGUGAAGGCGGGAACCAUGUCGAAGCGGCUCCGGAGCAGCGACGUGUGCGCUGAUUGCAGCGGGCCGGAUCCUUCCUGGGCAUCAGUAAAUCGGGGAACAUUUAUAUGUGACGAGUGUUGCAGUGUCCACCGGAGUCUAGGGCGUCACAUCUCCCAAGUAAGGCAUCUUAAGCACACACCAUGGCCGCCAACACUGCUUCAGAUGGUUGAGACCUUGUAUAACAACGGUGCUAAUUCUAUAUGGGAACAUUCUUUGCUGGACCCUGCCUCCAUUAUGAGUGGAAGACGUAAGGCUAAUCCGCAGGAUAAAGUACACCCCAAUAAAGCCGAAUUCAUCAGAGCCAAGUAUCAGAUGCUGGCGUUUGUCCACCGCCUGCCCUGCCGGGAUGACGAUAGUGUGACCGCAAAAGACCUGAGCAAGCAACUUCAUUCAAGUGUGAGAACAGGGAAUCUUGAAACCUGUUUGAGACUGUUAUCUUUAGGAGCCCAAGCCAACUUCUUUCAUCCUGAAAAAGGAAGUACCCCACUUCAUGUCGCAUCCAAAGCGGGACAGAUCUUGCAGGCUGAAUUAUUGGCAGUAUAUGGAGCUGACCCAGGCACACAGGAUUCUAGUGGGAAAACUCCUGUUGACUAUGCAAGGCAAGGAGGGCACCAUGAGCUGGCAGAACGCCUUGUAGAAAUACAGUAUGAGCUGACUGAUAGACUGGCCUUUUAUCUGUGUGGCAGGAAACCAGAUCAUAAAAGUGGACAGCAUUUUAUAAUACCUCAAAUGGCAGACAGACGGCUCAGCCUGGAUCUGUCUGAGUUGGCAAAAGCUGCUAAGAAGAAACUUCAGUCUCUAAGUAAUCAUUUGUUUGAAGAACUUGCCAUGGAUGUGUACGAUGAAGUUGACAGGCGAGAGACUGAUGCAGUCUGGCUUGCCACGCAAAACCACAGCACCUUGGUAACUGAGACAACCGUCGUCCCCUUUCUUCCGGUCAAUCCUGAGUACUCAUCAACACGCAAUCAGGGCAGACAGAAAUUAGCUCGGUUUAAUGCCCAUGAAUUUGCUACGCUGGUCAUCGACAUUCUCAGUGAUGCCAAGAGGAGACAACAAGGGAGUCCACUCUCUAGUUCAAAAGACAAUGUGGAGCUCAUACUGAAAGCCGUCAAUAACCAGCACAGUGUUGAGAGUCAGGACAACGACCAGCCAGACUAUGACAGUGUGGCAUCAGAUGAAGACACUGAUGUGGAAACCAAAGCCAGCAAGGCAAACCGGCAGAAGAGCCUAGAUUCAGAUUUAUCAGAUGGACCAGUCACUGUGCAGGAAUUUAUGGAGGUCAAAAACGCCCUAGUGGCUUCUGAGACCAAGAUACAACAGCUAAUGAAGGUGAAUAACAACUUGAGUGGCGAGCUGAGAAUUAUGCAGAAAAAGCUUCAAACACUCCAGAGUGAGAAUUCGAACCUCAGAAAACAGGCCACAGCCAAUGUCUAUCAGGUGCAGACUGGUUCUGAGUACCCAGACACUUCCAGCCACUCUUCCUUAAAGCGACGUCCAUCUGCUCGGGGCAGCAGGCCCAUGUCCAUGUACGAGACAGGAUCAGGUCAGAAACCGUAUCUCCCGAUGGGAGAAGCAAACCACCCUGAGGAGAGCAGGACGAGACUGCAGCCCUUCCCUGCACACAUUGGGAGGAGUGCGCUUGUGACCUCCUCUUCGUCUCUGCCUUCCUUCCCCUCCACACUUUCCUGGUCCAGGGACGAAAGCACCCGAAGGGCUUCCAGGCUAGAGAAGCAGAACAGCACACCCGAGAGUGACUAUGACAACACUCCCAACGACAUCGAGCCAGAUGACAUAGGGUCAAGCCGGAAGGGAAGGCAAAGGAGUGUGAUGUGGCCAGGCGAUGGCUCAGUACCGGACCCAGCAGAGCCCCAUGGUACCCCGAGCCCCACGCUCCCAAGCACCGAAGACGUCAUCCGAAAGACUGAACAGAUUACCAAAAACAUACAGGAGCUCCUAAGAGCAGCCCAGGAAAAUAAACAUGACAGUUACAUUCCCUGCUCAGAAAGGAUACACAUAGCUGUUACAGAAAUGGCAGCACUGUUCCCCAAGAAGCCCAGAUCUGACAUGGUGAGGACUUCCCUUCGUUUACUGACAUCCAGUGCCUACCGGCUCCAGUCUGAGUGCAGGAAGGCUCUCCCUGGGGAGUCCGGCUCGCCCACAGACGUACAGCUGGUCACCCAACAGGUCAUUCAGUGUGCAUACGACAUCGCCAAGGCCGCCAAGCAGCUGGUCACCAUCACCACCAAAGAGAACAACAACUGAGCUGCAGAGCACUGCCCCUUCUGCUUUCCAGCCUUUUUAAAGUGCAGAUUUAGACAUGGAACCCUGCAGAUUUUUAAAAGAACAAUGAUGAUUUAAAACUUUUUAAAAGAAAAUUCAGUAUUAUUUUUGCAUGUUUUCUAACAGUACUUUAACCCACUUGCCUUAUUCUGUGCGUGUUUGCCAGUUUAGUUUCGGCUGCCCUGUCGUGUCGUCAGUGUGUUUGGUCAUGUUGUCUACAUUCAAAAGUAGUUUCAUUGUUCAAAGUCUGUUGAACUUUUCCAUGUUUUAGAACUCUGCCUGUGGGUAAAACUAUAUGAUAUUUUUAGUAAAACAUUUUCUUAAGAGAGUUGGAUUUAAAAAAAAAUUAACGUUAUCUGUUCCUUACCAAGCAUUGUGCAAUAAGUAAAUUUUCCAACCUACUGCGAAAUAUCUUAAACGUUUGGGGUAUCUCCAAGCAUGUAUGUAGAGAAAGAACUUUGCCACUUUUUAAAAAUAAUGUACCAGCCUCUUGGGAGGAAACAAGGAAUUACUCCCAUUUGUAACUGUUCUAUCAUGUUAGAUGUUAUUUAAUGUUUUCAUCUUGAUUUUCUAUCUCUUUAUAUAUAUAUAAAAAAAAAGAUUUUAACCAUCAUCCUGAAGUCUCCACGGAGUCUGAUAAGGCAUGAAAGCUUCCACCCUCCACAUCAUGUUAUAUUUGGUCAUGUUCAGGGCAGGAGCCCCAUUGUCACCUGUCACCCACUGUCAGGGACUCUGCCAUCCCUCUUCAUAGCAUGUGGCAAAGAGAAGCAUGAGCCUCACAAGCCACAGCGGGGUCUGUGCCGCCCACUCAGACAUCCCUCACUGCCGCCGCUUUGUGUCUUCCAUCCAAAACAACCUCACGUGAACUGUCUGGCGCGUCGUCCAUGAGGACUCACUUCUAAGGUAAGAUGCAGUCAUCUUGAGUCAGGCUGUCCCUUACCGCACCGGUACUUAGAAGCUGAACACGAGCUUUCCAAAAUUUCUGGGCUGGGGGUAACUCAGUGGUGGGUGUGUGGCCAGUAUGUCUAGUACCCAUAGGCCCGGGCUCCAUCCCUGGCACCACAGGAAGGAUUUGCAGUGUCCUUUGACUGACUGCAACUCUCCCAACGCUUUCAAACUGGAGGAUGAAGCCUGGGCUGUCUUGGAACUGUUUUUACAUUACUCAAAGCCCUCCCCUUGUUCUGAAUGCUAAAGCACAUUCCUGCCCCUGCUUAUUACAUCGGUUUCGUGUGGGUGUAGCUCACCCCAACCUGGCGGAGCAGGUACUGUGCGUGUGCGUGGAUGAUGGGAGCCAGGUGUGCAGCAGAGGCACGGAAGAGGGCAACUAUGUGCCCCUGGCACUCUGCAAGGACAGCAGCUCUCCCUCCACUCCUCUUGCUCUGGUGGAAAACAGGCCCGGGAUUGUCAGAGCUUUGAUUUCUCAAAAUGCCAGAAAUUGGAAAUUUUAAAAAUAUAUUUCGUCAUUAUUAGUUUGGUGCCAUCUCUAUUUAGAAAUGUUGGCACUCAAUGCAGAUGUGUCUCCAAAACAGGCAGAGGUGAGCUGUGGUCUAUAGGUUGCCACCUAGCCUUUGCCGAGGCCUGUAAAGUGCAGCGUGAGAGCCUGGCUUCCUUGGCCACCAGGAGAAGCCUCUGAGCUGGACCUGGAAGGCAGCUGUCACCCUCUGAAGUUGCCCUAAGUCCUCUUUCCCCAUAUGUUCUGUCCCCAUAGUGGUCAUUCGUGAGGAAGUCCAAUUAAUCGAUGUACAAGUUGCCUCCCUGCGUGCUAAGCCUCUGUUUUCAUAGAACUGCUUCCUACUCGCCUUUAUAGCUUGACCGAAAGCUGUCCUGGGAGUCGCGCCCCCACUGUCAGGUUUACUGGUCAGGGUGUGUGCGUGGUUUUGUCAGGUUUACUGCACUGAGUAGUAUGGGAAAGGGGUCCACAUCUCCAAGUCUUGUCCACUUACCUGUCUACACAGUCCUUAAGUGCCACGUCACUACUGGAUGCCUAGGAGAUGCCUCUCAAAAGGGCUUUCCUACCUUAAGCUCAAACAUUGUCCAAUAACCUUUUCUGCAUGCAUCAUGGACUCCAUUGCCCUUCCUGAAAGCCCAGUAGCACUCCUGAGCUGGCUGUCUUGGUACCAGGGACGACAGGCCUCCUUAGAGGCUUCUGGGAAGAGAGUUGCUUGUAAGAAGUGAAGCAGUGUUUUCCCGUGAACACUCGAGGACCUGCAUGAGGACAUUUAUGCCACCCUAGAGAAGGUCAAGGAACGUGGGGACUAAAAGUGUUUUCUAGCUGUGCUCAGUUAACUCGCAGAGCCGACUUUUGGGCAGAAGCUCCAGGGAGAAGGGCCAGGCAGCAACAGCAAGGCCACAAGUUUCUUAAGUGCCCUCACGGGGACUCGUACGAGAACCGGGCACAGACAUACCACUGCUGUCAGUAAAUGCACCUUUUUAGAACAUUGGUCCUGGCCACCUUUGCACACAGGUCCCAUGGCCUUGCACAAGUCAGCUCUUCAUCCUGUCAGGCUGUUUGCUCCCUCAUUCUUGAUUUUGCCCCCCUGCCUGCGUGUCCCACCAGCCUGCAGUUGAGAGCACAGGGGCCCCUUGUGACCUGGGACUGCACUUGAAAAGAAGGAAGUUGCUCCGCUCACAGAAACCACCACCGCCUCAGAACACAGAUAAGUUCUUACUUGCCAAAGAACAAUGGAUCAGGCCCAAAGAUCAAGUGCAGUGUUUCAUGCGAUUGGACCUGCAAGCGCACAACUCAGGAGCUGCAACCUUGUUCCCCAAGUGACUUGAAACGAGCAUGUUUUCAUCCUGGACAGCACCUGUGAGCCUCCUCGUGGUCUCGUCUCCUUUUCUUCCUCGUCCUGGUUGAACAUAAGCCUUGUUCUUACAAAAGAAAUGCUGCAUAGUAAAAAUGAGAUGCCUUUUACUCGAGUGUUUCUCUGUGUCACUCAUUAUCCUGUGCUUAGUUCUCGUUUUUAUUAUAUAUACUAUCCCUGUAAUUAUUGUACCCUUCAUGUGUUGUAAAACCGUUUUGGAAUUUGUGCCUGCUAGUUAUGCAAUAAACAGUCUCGUUAAGUGUC